AUGAUGCCCACCCAGAGUGAAGAACAAACAAAGGCUCAAAUACCAAAGAGUCAAGCAAAAAUAGUGAAUGAGCUGAUAGAAAAUAAAGACACCAUCUGCGCAUGGUGUUUUGAUGUACUAAAAUAUGAAUUGAAAAAUGAAAAAUUCGAUAAAGUCCCUCCUCUGAUCCAGUCACUACAUAACGACGGGUUCAAGAUCCCCUUCUUCGUGAAAUGGAUGAAGCUGAAUGAUGUAAAGGACAUGGGUUCUUAUAAUUACGAUGCGUAUGAACUAAAUGGCUGUAUAGGAUGCUUAGGCGAAACAGAUAUAAUGGAGCUUCGAUAUUAUGCUUUAGAAAGUUCUCUCAACGAUACAAGAUUCUAUCCCAUCACGUUAAAAGAUUUUCCUUUCCUUAUUGUCACCAUAACGUAUUUAUUUAAUUUUGAAAAAUGUGCACAUGUGUACGACUGGGUCAUUGGAAAACAUGGCAUUAAAAUUAGCUUUGUCGCUAACAAGAGGAGGUACUCGUCGACUUUCUUGCCUGAAGUCGCUUCUCAGCAUAACUUCGACCACCAAACGACAGUCAAGAAAUUGAUUAGGAAAGCAAAUUACAGGGGUGAAAUCAACGACGAGCUUUUGGAGAACAUAGAAGUGGAGCGCUACGAGGGGGUCAGCUGCAGCCUCACACACGUGGACUAUGAGAGGGUGAAGCGGGACUAG
Messenger RNA from Plasmodium knowlesi strain H, 699 nucleotides. RefSeq names its product conserved protein, unknown function. NCBI's taxonomy places the organism in Eukaryota, Apicomplexa, Aconoidasida, Haemosporida, Plasmodiidae. The record is from RefSeq and is a predicted model, not a curated record. The transcript has a single exon. The coding region runs from base 1 to 699 and encodes 232 amino acids.